This is a messenger RNA of Cynara cardunculus var. scolymus (artichoke), 393 nucleotides long. RefSeq lists its product as uncharacterized. The record is from RefSeq and is a predicted model, not a curated record. Lineage: Eukaryota; Viridiplantae; Streptophyta; Magnoliopsida; Asterales; Asteraceae. The coding region runs from base 1 to 393 and encodes 130 amino acids. The transcript has a single exon.
AUGGAUCUUGAUCAUGCAUUACGUACCGAUCCUCCUGCCGCACUUAAUGAUAAGAGUACGGCAGAGCAAAAGCGUUUGCAUGAACAGUGGGAGCGAUCAAAUCGCAUGUCUCUCAUGAUAAUCAAGAAUUCCAUCUCUGUAGCUAUUCGUGGAGCCAUUCCUGACUCGGACAACGCAAAAACCUACUUAGACUCUGUGGAAGAACAGUUUAAGGGUACCUCUAAGGCUCAUGCAAGUACACUAAUUCUCAAGAUGUUAACUUCUAAAUAUGAUGGCAUUAGUGGUGUACGUGAGCACAUCAUGAUGAUGAGUGAUAUGGCAAAUAAGCUCAAAGGUAUGGAUAUGGAGAUUAGUGAAGGAUUUCUGGUUCACUUCAUAAUGACUUCUCUUUGA